AUGCACGUGGCUGGCAGAGCGUUUGAAAACAGGGCCGUGGGCUCCAGCUGGCUUGGCGGCAAGAGGAGGAGUCCCCUGCAGAUGCUCUACGACCUGGACCAGGGCCCGCGCUCCGCGCUGGCCGAGGUGCACCGGCAGCGGCGCGACCUCCUGCGCCGCGCCUGCAGCCACCACACGCGCCGGCAGCGCCUGCUGCGGCCGGAGGACCUGCGGCACGUGCUGGUGGACGACGCGCACGGCCUGCUCUACUGCUACGUGCCCAAGGUGGCCUGCACCAACUGGAAGCGCGUGCUGCUGGCGCUGAGCGGCCGCGGCCCAGGAGACCCGCGCGCCAUCCCCGCGCACGAGGCGCACGCGCCCGGCCGCCUGCCCUCGCUGGCCGACUUCAGUCCGGCCGAGGUCAACCGGCGCCUGCGCGCCUACCUGGCCUUCCUGUUUGUGCGCGAGCCCUUCGAGCGCCUGGCCUCGGCCUACCGCAACAAGCUGCAGCGGCCCUGGGGCGCCACCUUCCAGCGCCGCUUCGGCACCGGCAUCGUACGCCGUCUGCGGCCGCGCCCGCGCCCCGAGGCGCUGGUCCGCGGCCACGACGUGCGCUUCGCCGAGUUCCUGGCCUACCUGCUGGACCCGCGCACGCGCCGCGACGGGCCCUUCAACGAGCACUGGGAGCGCGCUCACGCGCUCUGCCACCCGUGCCGCCUGCGCUACGACGUCGUGGGCAAGUUCGAGACGCUGGCGGAGGACGCGGCCUUCGUGCUGAGCCUGGUGGGCGCGCCCGGCCUGCGCUUCCCCGAGCCGCCGUCCAGGGCCCGGGCCGCCGCGCGCGACCCUGCCGCGCGCCUCUUCCGCGACAUCAGCCCUUUCUACCAGCAGCGCGUCUACGGCCUCUACAGGAUGGACUUCCUGCUCUUCAACUACUCCGCUCCCUCCUACCUGCGGCUGCGCUAG
Molecule: messenger RNA, 945 nt
Organism: Lipotes vexillifer (Yangtze River dolphin)
Lineage: Eukaryota; Metazoa; Chordata; Mammalia; Artiodactyla; Lipotidae
Gene: CHST13
Product: carbohydrate sulfotransferase 13
Exons: 3
Coding region: 1-945 (314 amino acids)
Biological process (GO): proteoglycan biosynthetic process; carbohydrate biosynthetic process
Cellular component (GO): membrane
Molecular function (GO): sulfotransferase activity
Source: RefSeq, a predicted model, not a curated record